Messenger RNA from Lactuca sativa (garden lettuce), 1952 nucleotides. RefSeq names its product Kelch repeat-containing F-box family protein. The record is from RefSeq and is a predicted model, not a curated record. Lineage: Eukaryota; Viridiplantae; Streptophyta; Magnoliopsida; Asterales; Asteraceae. Gene Ontology annotation, molecular function: protein binding.
GCAGAAGCUAACAAAAGCGGGGACAAAAUCUGAAAACGACGGAGAAAAUGGAUGGAACCCACCCACACCGCACCGCACCCACUCGUAACCUAAACAAUCAAAAUUCUUACACUUGAAGCCCUAAUUAUCAACUUCAGUUCACUUGAUCGGAAGGAAGCAAUAACAUCUCAAUCAUCCAUGGCUGAUGAUGCCGCAAGCACCAGCACCAUUACUAGUAGAAUCAACACCUCCAUAACCGACAUAUCACAUGACCAUCUCUUCUCCAUCCUUCUGCUCCUACCUCUGGAAUCCAUCCUGUCGUUUGCCAUGACCUGUAAGAAAACUACUCGCCUAACUCAAUCCCAUACUCUCUGGAAAUCCAUCUGCACCAGGGAUUGGGGUCACUCCACCGUCGAUGCCCUCGUCAAUUCUUCCUCAUCUCCUCUUUCUAUCGACUGGAAGAGACUCUAUCAGCGUCUCCGUAACCUUGAUCGGGUCGCCUGCUAUACGCUCACAGAUUCGGAGACUUCCCCUGGUCCUAGAGCUUCUCAUUCUCUCAAUUUUUUCUCCGGAUGUCUCGUUCUCUUCGGUGGCGGAUCCGAAGGAGGACGCCAUCUUGAUGACACAUGGGUAGCCUACAUAGGAAACAGCUUUAGAAGAAAGAUGAACUGGCAAAGAGUAAUAUCAGAAGGCCCAAGUGGGCGAUUUGGUCAUUCAUGUGUUGUUAUAGGCAAUUGUCUUGUCCUCUUUGGAGGCAUCAACGAUAGUGGAAUCCGUCAAAACGAUACAUGGAUGGCUCAAGUAGAAACCACCACUGGUGCAUUAUCAUGGAGACUACUCGAUGUUGGCCCAAUCACACCUCCAACAAGAGGAGCCCAUGCCUGUUGUCUGAUCGAUAACAGAAGAAUGCUCAUCCAUGGAGGAAUCGGGUUAUCUGGAAUGAGAUUAGGUGACACAUGGGUGUUAGAUUUAUCUGAGAAUCUCUGUUUUGGGACAUGGCAUGAAACAGUGAGUCACCACGACCCUGUUCCCUCACCUCGAUCAGGACACACAUUGACUUACAUUGGAGGAAGUAGGAGUGUUUUGUUUGGAGGUAGAGGGAUUGGUUAUGAAGUGCUUAAUGAUGUAUGGUAUUUUGAUUCGUCUGAAGGGCAUCUAAAAUGGGUACCAAUAGUCUUUGAGCUGAGAAGCAUCCCUAAUGGGCUUUCACUUCCUAGAGUUGGACACUCAGCUACUUUGAUUUUAGGAGGGAGGAUUCUUAUCUAUGGAGGUGAAGAUUCUUACAGACACAGGAAGAAUGACUUUUGGUUGUUGGACAUAAGUCAGGGGUGUAUGUGGAAGAGGCUAAAAUCUGAAGGGUAUCAGCCGAAAAACAGGUCAUUUCAUCGAGCUUGUGCAGAUGAAUCUGGGCGUUAUUUGUAUGUUUUUGGUGGAAUGGUGGAUGGGAUUCUUCAGCCUGCUGAACCUUCUGGACUUAGGUUUGAUGGUGAACUUUUUGUGGUAGAACUUGUAUUGUAAAAUGUAAAUAUUAUUGUAUAAGUCAAAGAGGAGUUUGUAAAUUGAAAGUAAGUUGUAUUGAAUUAAAUUUGAAGGAGGCGUAGGGCAUGCACAUCACUAGAGCCAAAAAUGUUACCAUAUAUAUGCAUAUGCAUAUGCAUAUGCUGAUUGCUUAUAAGGAAGCAACCACAAGUGGGGGGUGGGGUACCUGUGGCUCUAUAGACUAUAGGUGGUCCUAUGUCUGUUUUACCUUCUACAUCCUUCCUAUCCACACUCUCUUUUGCCUAGAAAAAUAUCAAGGGACAUUUCUGCUUCAAAGUUGUAAACAAUUUGUGGUCCUGAAAUCAAGGUAUGGCCUUUUUUUGUCUCCAUCCAUAUGGUUUACUUGAAGAUCUAUUCUUGGAUGUGUAAAACAUGAAUGCUAUGUAGAUUGUAGAGUAACGUUUUGUAUUCAUUAAUCCAAGUAUUUGAUCGUA